Messenger RNA from Rhizoctonia solani, 1047 nucleotides. Its product is annotated as peptidyl-Lys metalloendopeptidase. The transcript has 7 exons. The record is from RefSeq and is a predicted model, not a curated record. Lineage: Eukaryota; Fungi; Basidiomycota; Agaricomycetes; Cantharellales; Ceratobasidiaceae. Bases 1 to 1047 code for a protein of 348 amino acids. Gene Ontology annotation, molecular function: metalloendopeptidase activity.
AUGAUCUUCACUGUGCUUGCCGCUGGAUGGUGGUUUGCCUCGACCCUAGCUGCUCCUGCUACUUUCAACUCCCCUUCCUUGGCUCGGCGAAGCGAUGAUGAAUUGGGCUCCUUGGUCCUUGCUGUGAAAGCCCAAGACGAUAUUAACGACCCGGACGACUUGACGGUAGCUUCGACCGUUAUUAACACAGGAAAAACAACACUUAAACUGCUCAACGACCCUAAUGGACCUCUAAGCACGUGGAAAACACAUACGUUUGAGUUUUACGAGGUCCCUACUAGUGGCUCGAGGAAGAGAGCUACGGGAUCCACUGCUGGCGUUCAUUCUGUUCGUGUCAAGUACAACCCUGAUGUGGCGGCGUCACUAUCGAAUCCUAACGCAUACACCAUUCUCAAACCAGGCGAAAAAAAAUCGUUGUCCAUGAUUACGACUGGUUCCUACGAGGUCCGCGUCACCGCAAAUGCCGAGUGGUUUCGCGUCAUAAAGGACGAUGGAUCAGUCGGAUAUGUGCAAGCCAAGAUUUAUGACGGACCUGAAGCCGCUAAUUGGACUGCCUCGCACAUUUCCGAAUCAGGCACAUUCGCUUCCAUGCGCGGUUUGGCUAGCGCAGGAAUCCCAAGUCACCCCGCUACGCAACAGAAGGACAUCUUGGAAAGUGCCGUGGCAGCCAACGGCUACAUUGCCCAAUCAUCCCAAUUCUUGGCCAACUCGUAUUACCUCGGCAACUCGCGAUAUCGCACAUGGUUUGGACCUUACGAAAAGAGGAGAUGGGACACAGUUGCGCGUCACUUUACCUUGUUGCAUGGUCAGCCCCAAAGGUUCAAAUACGAUUGCUCGUGCGCCGAGGAGGAUACGUUUGCGUACGUGUAUCCCGACCAAUUUGGCACAGUCUACCUCUGCGGAGCGUUUUGGAAAGCUUCGGUGUUGGAUGACCAUGCAUACGGUCACGAAGAAGCACAAAAAUUGGCCAUCAACUUUCCAAACCAAGCGAUAAUGAAUGCAGACUCACAUGAAUAUUUUGCCGAGAACGACCCAGAAAUCCUCUAG